AUGAAUCCCUCAAGAGGCCGAGGGCUGGGCCAACGAAGUCCCCAUGUCCUGGUCACCGACUCGCGCGAUCAACAAACCUCCUCCCAACCCCGCCGCCGUCGCUCCCCUGCAACCCGCUUCAUUACCGUCGACAACGUCCUCCAAUACACCUCCGACGUGCCCUCCAUGCAACAAAGGUACCCGCCGCAGGGCGCCCGGGCGCGGCCACGUUCCCGCAUCGCAUCGGCGGCCGGCGGACUGAUCGGGGCUGCGGCCGGCGGAGCGAGCUCCUCCAGCGGCGGCAGCAUCGGCGCAGCCAGCGGCAGUGCCGCGGCGGCGACGAUCCGACGCCUCGCAGCCCAACCGCGGUUGCCGCCCCGCACCACGAAGGUCAGCGAGAAGCUCGUCCUGCUCCCCGAAGCGGACGGGAAGCUGCCGGAAGACGAGGAGGACGAAGGCGAGGAGGAGGAUGAGGAGGCCGUGGACGAGGAGUUCGUGCAGCGCGUCGCCAGGGACAAGAACCUGGACCCCGAGGCGGUGCGACAGACCCUGCUCGCGCAGAAGAAGAUGCGGCUGGACGGCGCGGACUUUGGCGUGGACAACGACAUCGCGCCGCUGCUGGCGGACGAGGAGCUGCUGCGCAAGCGCAAGGUCGCGCCGGAGAAGGCGAAAAGUUAUGCGGAGCGUCUGCCCAAGGCGCGCCGGGCCGAGAAGCUGGCGCGGGUGACGGCCUACUGCACUGCGCAGGCGUACAAGAUGAGCUCCUUGGCCUCGUUUGUGAAGGAGAGGCAUGGCGGCCGCACGAAGCUGUAUGAUGAUUGUUUGUACACAGCGUAUCAUCUGCCGCUGUUGCCGGGCCUGGAUGGUUACAGGCUGAGGAGUAGCCCCAUGGUGAAGAAGCCGGGCGGGAAGUCGAUCCUCGAUGAGGAGAUUGAGCGCAAUGAGCUGCGGGAUCAUCACGAGGAUUAUCUGGUGGACGCGGAGGAGCAUUCGGUUGUUGGCGGACGUCAUGAACACCGGUCGUCGCAUCAGCAGCGCAGUGAGGCGCAGCGACACGGGGAUGAGGAAGGGCACCAUCCACAACAGGAAGAACAAGAGGAGCAUCGUUCCGUGCCUGGCUCCGAGGCGCAACCCUUCAUGGGCGACGUCGACGGCGCUGGUCAUGAAGCUCCAGCAGACGCGACGGCCGUGGCGGCACCAGUAGCCGCACGUCUGCCGUAUAAUGUCGCGGAGAUGUUCGUGUUCAGCUACGGAGUAGUGGUGUUCUGGAACUUCACCGAGAAACAGGAGAAGGAUCUCCUCGCCGAUUUGGCGUUUGCAACCUCGUCCGUGACCGGGUCUCCAAUCCCGUUGGCGACCUUGCCCCUGCAGGAGGAAGAUUUUGAGACGGAGGAGUUUCAUUUCGAGUACUCGACGGAGAUUUCUCGCCCGCGCGUUUACAACGACAUGAUCACCCUUCGAAGCGGCGACCACAUGAUCAAGUUGGCCAUCAGUCAUGGCAUCGCACAAAGCACUAAGCUCUGCUUCUUCGAAGAAGUUAUGGCUCGCCAGAUGGCCGAGGCCAAGGACGUCCCCCGCCGACUCGCCAUGACAGGCAAUCUUGGCAUGAAACGAGACGAAGUGUUCCGCAUCCUGGGUAGUCUGUUCAAGAGCCGCGUAGAAGUGAACCUGUCAUCCAACGUUCUCGACGUCCCCAACUUCUUCUGGGAAAGCGAACCAACCCUAUAUCCCCUCUAUAUCGCUGUGCGCGAGUACCUCGAGAUCAAGCCUCGAAUUCAAGUUCUGAACGAGCGCUGUAAAGUCUUCCUUGACCUGGCAGAGAUUCUUUCCGACUCUAUUGCCGACAACAAAACCUCCCAUCAAACAUGGAUCAUCAUCGUACUCAUCUGCGUCUCCAUCCUCGUCACUACCUUCGAAGUUUUCCUCCGGUUCGGCCUCCUCUCCUCCCGUGAAGGAGGUGCCUCAACCAGAGCUACCACACCUAUCACCUCUCUCGCAGCCAAUAUCCUCGCCCGGGCCCUAGGCAGCGGUGGCAGCAGCAGCAGUAACCCCGCGUGCGUGUGCUCAUGUCCCGCUCAAGUGCCCGGUAACGGCUUGAUGAACACCACACCUCCAACCAUGGGAUCGCCCUAUUAG
Messenger RNA from Aspergillus brunneoviolaceus CBS 621.78, 2115 nucleotides. Its product is annotated as RMD1 family protein. The record is from RefSeq and is a predicted model, not a curated record. NCBI's taxonomy places the organism in Eukaryota, Fungi, Ascomycota, Eurotiomycetes, Eurotiales, Aspergillaceae. The transcript has 4 exons. Bases 1 to 2115 code for a protein of 704 amino acids.